AUGGUUGCACGGCUACAUGAGCGACUGCUUGUGGCGCCGAUGACGCCCUCGACGGCGGCGGAGGUGUUGUGCACCGAGCACCCCUGCGCGGACACCGGCGUCACCGCACAUUUGGUAAACUGCCUGGAGGGCAACGGCAUUCUUCUGCCGCUACCGGCGGUGCUGGCGCUGGUGCGUUGUGGGUACCGUCAUGUGCCGGGGUCGGACCACCACGCGGCUCUGAGGAGUCAGUGGGCCCCCAUGGAGGAGACACUUUUCACCGCGCUUUGGAUUCGGUUGCGGAGGCUGCGGACGGAGGAGGGCACCGCGUGGGGCCAUGUGCUGCCAUUCCACUCCGGCGUGAAGGCCACAACGGGGCAUGAAGGAUGUGGGUUGCAUUCAUCGAACGCACUUUUACAGACACUGUCGCUUUUGGUGGAUGUGGCAACUUUUGUCCAUCACUCCUCGCUCUCUUCAAAGGCGCGUCGUCUGCAUCUUUUGGCGGAUGCCGUUUUGCCGGCGAUGCGUCAGAUCGAAGGGGUCUGGCAUCACUUAAAUGAACCGAAUGCACCUGUUGCCGUCCCACCGGGGCAGCUUCAGGAAAUACGGCAGCUGGCCGGGAAGUGCCUGCGCUUGUAUGGGAAAUACAUCCUCUCAUUUCAUCUUGUCUUGUCUGAGAUGUUGUUUGCUGGCAUUUCAGCAUUGUCACAGACGUUGCAAGACAGCACCCGGGAUGCGGCAUGUGUAACGGCUCCUACAGUGUUCAAUGCGUUAUCCGAGAUGCGGGAAGUGCUGGUGGGUUCUCUUAGUCGCACAGAGUGUGAGCGGCCGUACUUGGCCGGAUCAAUGGAGCGCUGGAUGGAGUUCGUGGUGCAACUCGCGGAAGUCUUUACAUCGGAGGUUACGUUGCAGCUGAAACGUGUUCAUGCUGAUGGUACUGCAGCGAAUUUUCACGAGCUCCGCGCCCUACACGUGGAGGCGCUGAAUACGUUUUCAAUUCUACUUGUAACUUAUCACCGCCGUGUUGCAGUGGAGUCGAUGCCGGCGGCGUGCGGCGGCAUCUUGGAGAAAGGCCUUGGUGUGUUGCGGCAACUGCUGCGGCUGCUGAUCUUGCGACACAGUAACACAACGACGCCCUCAUUCUCCUUGCAGUUGAGCUCGACCCGCAGCAGUGACACUGGGGACUACGCGUUGACGGUGAGGGCGUGGUGCGCGUGCUGUGAGGCGGCUCAGGUGCUGUAUGCGUUCUCUGUUUCCUGUGAGAACUGCAGCGGGGCCAACGAGCAUGACGACGCUGAAGUGCGCUCUGCCCUUUUGCGUCAUGCCCUGCACCGCCUCAUCUUCUUGCGUGCCAGUGGCGUUGGUGACCAUACUGUGCCGCCAAUCACGUUUUACUUGACGCUUGUGCGAGCGCUGCGUUCAUGGCGGGGUGCGCCGAGUGCCACGGAGUGCGUUUCAACGAGCGCGUUGUGGGAUGCCGCACGUGCCACGUUGCCGGGCAGUCUUGCCGCGUCGCCGCCUCCCGUCAGGCUUGUGGUUUUAUUUUUGGAGGAGCUGUGCGACAGUAUGGCUCUCAAUGUCCCCGUGACACCGAAAUUAGCAUCGCCCCGCAUAAGGAAGGAAGCGGCUGUGGUGCAAGCGGCUAGGCGCGCGAUGUGGGGUAACUGCCUGAGCCACGUGAAUGACAGACUUAAUCUGGGGAACACUGCCAACUUGGACGAUGACGUCGCCUUUGCCCGUGGCAUGUUGCACAUUGGUGCAGCAGCCAAUUCGGUGCAGGCAGGUGCGGUUGUUGGUCUCUUUGAGAAUCAUCUCUUUCUUCUUGGCCGACUCCGUGACAUUUUGCUGCCUGUGGAACGUGGCAUGCGUCUUUGCCUUGAUGCCGUGAAGGAUCUGCAGGGGGAGGUGCGCAGCAACAGGAAGGUAGAAGAAGAGGACGAAGAUGAUGAGAACGACUAUCGAGCGAUUCUUUCUGGUGGGGCGUAUUGGUUUGUGUGCGAGGCAUGUCUGAGUGGGCGGCUCUGGCACAAGGCGGAAGACGUCAUCGCGGGCUCCUCACGGGGCAGCUGCCACUGUGUGUUGCGCUACCGCGGCACCGCCGACAUUGUUACUGCCUACGUGGAGUUCUUUGUCCCUGUGCUCGUGCACGGCCGGAAGACGACAUGUGGCUCGAACCCGCUAGAGGAACCGUUUGUUGCUUUACGGUCUCUGUAUAUGUACAAGACAGUUUUUUCUUCUGCAGCUGCUGUGGCUGCAGUGGAUCAUGGUGAAUUGAAUACAUCUUUGCAGGAUACAAACGACACGGCGCCCUCGUUCACAUCAGCCGUUUCAUUUCUUAUUGAAUGUCAUCAACAACUUCUUCUGCUCCCACCAGGCAGUGUAUUGCCGUCGCAUGCAUGCCGAAUAUUGCGCGCCAUGUUUGCGGUAUCACCGCAUCUCUUUGUAUGUGUGCCGGAACUUUCACAGUUUCUACUGCACCGCCUCUUUGAGAGACCUACAAGGACCGUUGCUGCAGCAGCUGCUACCGUGAUGAAGGACACCGUCAUCUGGAAGGAGGCUGUGCGUGAGGGCGCAUACAGUCUCAUUGAGUUGGCUGACCCACGUGAGCUGUGGGAGAUGCUUCUCUGGACAUGCGCGGCGAAGAUUGCUCGACUGAGCGUUUGCUUUCCAUCUGGCGUGCACGGCUGUGGUGCUGAAAACGGCUCUGCUCUCUUGUCAAGGGCCGCCUCAGACGUUCGAUUGGACGAAGAUGCUGAGGAGACGCUCCGCCUGCUGUACGGCAUGAAUGAUGACAGUGACGACAUCUUCUUCACAGCAAGACGGCAAGUGCUGCGGCGGGCGCUUCAGUUAUUGCGGGGCUGA
Molecule: messenger RNA, 2841 nt
Organism: Trypanosoma rangeli
Lineage: Eukaryota; Euglenozoa; Kinetoplastea; Trypanosomatida; Trypanosomatidae
Exons: 1
Coding region: 1-2841 (946 amino acids)
Source: RefSeq, a predicted model, not a curated record